Molecule: messenger RNA, 2100 nt
Organism: Linum trigynum
Lineage: Eukaryota; Viridiplantae; Streptophyta; Magnoliopsida; Malpighiales; Linaceae
Source: the annotation of a GenBank genome assembly
AUGGCGGAGGCAGAGCGGAUGAUAGUUGGUGACGAACAGGGAGGACAGGGAGAAAAGGAAGAGCAAUUAGAAGGAGGGGCAACGGACGGGAAGGCAAUGGUUAUGGCGGCGAGUAGGAAGGAAAAGAGGAAAGGCAAGAAGAAGAUGAAGAGGAAGCAGAUGAGAAAGGAGAUAGCGGCGAGGGAGAGAGAGGAGGAAGAGAAAAGGAUGAAUGACCCGGAGGAGCAGAAACGGUUGAAGGAGAUGGAGGAAGAGGAGAGGUUGAGAAUGGAACGAGAUAGAAAGGAGUUCGAAGAGAGGGAGAAGAAGUUGUUGGAGGAGAUGGAGCAGAAGAGGAAGGCGGAAGAGGAGGCUAGAAGAGAUGCUGAAGAAGAAGAAGAGGAGGAGGAUGCUAAGAGAAGAUUGGAGACUCCAAUUGAGGAUGGAUGUGAUGUGGAUAGUAAUUGGGAGUAUGUAGAAGAAGGGCCAGCUGAAAUUAUCUGGCAAGGAAAUGAGAUAAUUGUCAAGAAAAAAAGGGUUCGAGUUCCUAAAAAGAAUGCGGAUGCCCAAAGGAAAGAGGAUGCCAAUAGGCCUACUUCUAAUCCUCUUCCGCCAGAAUUUGAGGCUUCCACUCUUUCAGCACAAAAGAUGCUUGAGAAUGUUGCUCAACAAGUACCAAACUUCGGUACUGAACAGGAUAAAGCUCACUGUCCAUUCCAUUUAAAAACUGGAGUCUGCCGGUUUGGUCAGCGUUGCAGCAGGGUACAUUUUUAUCCAGAUAAAGCAUGUACCUUGCUUAUCAAGAAUAUGUACAGUGGUCCUGGCCUUGCUUGGGAACAAGAUGAAGGACUUGAGUAUACAGACGAAGAGAUUGAACGCAGUUACGAAGAAUUCUACGAGGAUGUGCACACAGAGUUCUUGAAGUAUGGCGAGAUAGUGAAUUUCAAGGUUUGUCGAAACAGUUCGUCCCACUUGAGAGGAAAUGUGUAUGUUCACUAUAAGUCAUUGGAUUCAGCUGUACUUGCCUAUGAAUCCAUCAAUGGACGUUACUUUGCUGGGAAACAGAUUACUUGUGCAUUCGUUAAUAUCACCAGAUGGAAGGUAGCCAUAUGUGGGGAGUAUAUGAGGUCGAGGCUCAAGAACUGUUCUCGUGGAAAUGCUUGCAACUUUAUCCACUGUUUCCGCAAUCCUGGUGGAGACUAUGAAUGGGCAGAUUGGGACAAACCUCCACCAAGGUUUUGGGUGGAAAAGAUGACUGCUUUAUUUGGUCCCUCUGGAGACGCCGAGAAUUAUGAACACAAGGAAGAGAAAAUAGGGAGGGCAUCUAACAAGGCAAAUGUUAAUGAUAGAGAAAGGCAGCGUUCCAGAAGAUCCAUGUCCAUGGACUUUGGACAUCAGUCCGAUAAAAGAAGAGAUAGGGACAACUAUGCUCAUGAAAGUGCAUGGCAGGGGAGACAUGUAGACAAUAGAAAGAAAUCAACUAGAAAUCUAGUUGAAGACCAUCAUCAUUCUGCCAGAAGGCUAGAUUCUACAUCAGUAGAAGAGGGUUGGUCAGAUAGGGACAUCGACAACAAGGAGGAAUGCAGAAGAAGCAGCCGAUCAAGAAGUCGUAGUUCGAGAAACCACUACGAGGAGAAAAGGAAUGAUAAUAAGGAUGUGAUUUCAGAUAACGAGAAGAAGGGGUCCGGAAGCGGGCAACCAAGUCGCAAAAAAAGGAGCAGAAUAGAUCAUCAAAAUGGCGGGGAGAGAAAAAGAGAAAAUAACAGCAUGAGAUCUCUCGAUGAUACCUUCUUUCGUACAAGGUCCAAAAAAGUGGAGGAUGAUGAUGAUCAGCUUGAUAGACAACUGCAUGAUCCCAACGACCUUGAUUAUCAGCAGGAGAGGAAAAGCAGAGGAAGACAGCAUGGGAAAAGAGGAUGGCAUGGUGGUCAUGACGAGGAGGACUUGGAUGGUGAUAAUGAUGGUGGUGGGAAUGAUGUAAGCACCAAGCGGUUAAAGCAGAAUUCGGACAGGGAACGAUCCCCAACAAGAAGUCCAUCGAAUCGAAGGAGACAUUCAAGUAGGGGGAGUUCAGAGCGGCGUUCCUCUAUCGCUACUUUUGAAGAUAGGUGGGGAGCCUGA